CGGGAAAAACUAUAGUAUCAUAUCCGUUACCGCCGAUUUUAACGUUGCUCGUCGUCGUUUUUGGAAUACUAGAAAAUACUGUAUAGAUGAUUUAUUAAUGGGAGCGAAAAAGAAGUUGGACCAAAGUGACUUUAAUACUUUAAAAGGAAGUGCGCUUAUAAUUUACAUUGCAGAAUGUAGACAACUAAUCUAG
This is a messenger RNA of Funneliformis caledonium, 193 nucleotides long. The record is from the annotation of a GenBank genome assembly. NCBI's taxonomy places the organism in Eukaryota, Fungi, Glomeromycota, Glomeromycetes, Glomerales, Glomeraceae.